Messenger RNA from Bacidia gigantensis, 1440 nucleotides. RefSeq lists its product as uncharacterized. The coding region runs from base 1 to 1440 and encodes 479 amino acids. The transcript has 4 exons. Gene Ontology annotation, molecular function: metallodipeptidase activity. Gene Ontology annotation, biological process: proteolysis. The record is from RefSeq and is a predicted model, not a curated record. NCBI's taxonomy places the organism in Eukaryota, Fungi, Ascomycota, Lecanoromycetes, Lecanorales, Ramalinaceae.
AUGGCGCCCAAAUUAGACGGCUAUUUCAAACAAGUAGACAAGUUGUCAGAAACUUUCAUUGACCGCCUCCGCAAAGCCGUUGCCAUUCCUUCGAUCUCAGCAGAUGAUGACCGCCGGCAAGAUGUCGUCAAGAUGUCCGAAUUCCUCGUCUCCGAACUUACAUCCCUAGGCGCACACGUCGAGUCUCGUCCGCUUGGGCCACAACCAGGCAAAAGAGAUCUCGAUCUUCCUCCUGUGAUAGUCGCCCGCCAUGGCUCCUCCCCAGACAAGCGCACAAUCCUUCUCUACGGCCAUUAUGACGUUCAACCUGCCCUGAAAGACGACGGAUGGGCGACCGAGCCAUUUGCCCUGUCCAUAGACGAUAAAGGACGAAUGUAUGGCCGUGGCAGCACAGACGACAAAGGCCCAGUGCUUGGUUGGCUGAAUGCAAUACACGCGCACCGAGAAGCUAGAAUAGAGCUACCGGUGAACCUGCUAAUGUGCUUCGAGGGUAUGGAAGAAUAUGGUUCAGAAGGCCUCGACGACUUCAUAGAAAAGGAAGCAAAGCCAGGCGGCUUCUUCGCUGAUGCCGAUGCCGUUUGUAUCAGUGACAAUUACUGGUUGGGGACCGAAAAGCCAUGUCUUACAUAUGGCCUGCGAGGCUGCAACUACUACAGCGUGGCGAUCAGCGGGCCUGGACAAGAUCUUCACAGCGGAGUAUUCGGCGGGUCUGCGCAGGAACCGAUGACGGAUCUCAUGCGCGUGCUUGGUAGCCUGGUAGAUACGAACGGCAAGAUUAAGAUCCCGGGCAUUAAUGAGAUGGUCGCCCCCCUCAGUGAGGAGGAGAAGAGCAUCUACGGCGGCAUAUCCUACACCAUAGACAACCUUCACGAAUCCAUAGGUAGUACUACGGGCAUCUAUGAGGACAAAGAGAACACCCUCAUGGCACGCUGGCGGUAUCCUUCCCUCAGCGUCCACGGCAUCGAGGGCGCCUUCUCAGCCGGCGGGGCAAAGACCGUCAUCCCUGCCAAAGUGAUAGGGAAGUUUUCAAUUCGCACCGUGCCGGAUAUGGAGAGCGGCAAAGUGGACGAAUGCGUCUUCAAACACGUCAAGGAGGUCUUUGCUGCUCUAACCUCGAAAAAUACGUUGGAUGUACAGCUCAUGCAUGCGGGCAAUUGGUGGGUAGCGUCCCCAAAGCACUGGAACUAUACGGCCGCUGCGAAGGCCGUGGAAGCAGUAUUCCAUACGAAGCCGGACCUGACAAGGGAAGGAGGAAGUAUCCCUGUGACAUUGACAUUUGAGAAGGCGACGGGGAAGAAUUGUUUAUUGCUACCGAUGGGCAGUUCGACGGAUGCAGCGCAUAGUAUAAAUGAGAAAUUGGAUCGGAGGAACUAUAUUGAGGGGACCAAGUUGUUGGGGUCAUAUUUGCAUUACGUGGCUGCUGAAGAGCUGGGUGGGUAG